Molecule: messenger RNA, 4467 nt
Organism: Rosa chinensis
Lineage: Eukaryota; Viridiplantae; Streptophyta; Magnoliopsida; Rosales; Rosaceae
Product: DNA ligase 6
Exons: 19
Coding region: 74-4285 (1403 amino acids)
Biological process (GO): DNA biosynthetic process; interstrand cross-link repair; lagging strand elongation
Molecular function (GO): 5'-3' DNA exonuclease activity; damaged DNA binding; ATP binding
Source: RefSeq, a predicted model, not a curated record
AAGUCGUUCGAUCGUUGGAAUUCAUCUCCCGAAGAUAUAAAAAUGUCGGACCCUGUUUAGGCGUGAACAGAGAAUGAUGUUCUUGAUGACGGCUCUAGAUUCUACGGACCUCUUCCUGACUGCCCUAACCGCCUUUUCCCACCCACCCAGACCCAUACCCCGUCCCCUUGAACUCUCUCUCCCUCCAAUUCCCUCCACAUUCCCCCACUCCAAACUCAUCCCCAGAACCCGUUUCGCCCUCGACGCAUUCCGCUAUGCCGGCGAUUAUUCCGUCUCUUACUUCCUCUCUCACUUCCACUCCGAUCACUACGGCGGUCUCUCCCCCAAUUGGUCCCAAGGCCUCGUCUUUUGCUCCCCCACCACCGCUCGUCUUCUCACAGACGUCCUCAACGUCUCUUCGCUUUUCGUGGUUCCUCUGCCGCUCGGACAGCCCCUUCUCAUCGAUGGAUGCGAGGUCGUGCUUAUUGACGCCAAUCAUUGCCCGGGCGCCGUUCAGUUCUUGUUCAAAGUUCCCGCCUCCAAUGGAGACUUCCAGAGGUAUGUUCACACUGGUGAUUUUCGGUUUUCUGCUCCGAUGAAGCUAGACCCUUUUCUCCGUAACUUUGUGGGUUCAGACGCCGUUUUCUUGGAUACAACUUAUUGCAAUCCCAAAUUCGUGUUUCCUUCACAAGAAGAAUCUGUUGAUUAUAUUUCUAGCUUGAUAGAAAGAGUCGGAGGUGAACACGAAGUUUCUAUGAAAAGUGUUCUGUUCCUUGUUGCUACAUAUGUGAUUGGGAAAGAGAAGAUUUUGAUAGAAAUUGCUCGUAGAUGUAAGCGUAAAGUGUAUGUGGAUGCUCGAAAAAUGGCGGUGCUGCGUGUUUUGGGUUACGGAGACAGUGGGGUGUUUACAGAGGAUGAAUGUGAGAGUGAUGUGCAUGUUGUUGGGUGGAAUGUGUUGGGUGAGACUUGGCCAUAUUUCAGGCCAAAUUUUGUGAAAAUGGAGGAGAUUAUGGUUGAGAGGGGGUAUUCCAGGGUUGUAGGGUUUGUCCCUACUGGCUGGACUUAUGAAGUCAAGCGUAACAAGUUCUCGGUGAGGUCAAAGGAUGCUUUUGAGAUCCAUCUUGUACCCUACAGUGAGCAUUCAAACUAUGAUGAACUUAGAGAAUACGUCAGGUUUUUGAAACCAAAGCGUGUGAUUCCUACAGUGGGCUCCGAUGUGGAAAAGAUAGACAGUAAACAGGCCAGUAAAAUGCAAAAGCAUUUUGCUGGGUUAAUUGAUGAAAUGGCCAACAAAAAAGAGUUCCUGCAGGGUUUUCAUCGUGGGACUACAGAAGGAGGUGGGAAGGUUGACAGUGAUGCCAAAGAUUACACCAUGGAGGGGCAGGAUCAAGAGAAAAAGGCAACACCUUCAGAUAUUGAUACUAUGGGAGAUACUAAUGUAGGCUUUGGUAAGGAAUUGUUGUCUCCUCUCCAAGAACCUGAUUCACAAACUCCAAUAUUGUUAACUGAUGAAAAAGCAGAGGAAAUUAUUCAACAACUUCGUGAUUGUUUGCCGUCAUGGGUCACUCGCCAGCAGAUGCUAGAUCUGAUUGGGAGCUCAGGAGGGGACAUUGUUGAAGCAGUCACUAAAUUUUACGAUCGUGAAACAGAAUUUCAUGAUCAAGGAAUUGCCUCUACAAGUGCCGUAUCUGUAUCCGAGACCAGCUCACUCUGUGACACAGCAUCACCGACAAAAGCAGGUUCUGUUCAUGCAAAUAUUGAUGUUUCUUCAAGCCAAGCUCAUAUUUCACCCAACCCAAGAAAUAUUGUUAAAAGUGGCAUUUCCCCUGGAAAAAGAGGGAGGAAGAUCAGUAAUAAAGUUAACAAGAAAGUAAAGUUACAGUCAAAAUUGAAUUUGUGUGGGCCAAAACAAUCGACAAUAACAAGGUUUUUUAGUAAAGUUUUGCCUGACGUUACAGAAAGUGCAGAGAUUGGAUCAGUAGGUGAACAAAACCCUAAAGAUAAAAAAUUACCAGAUCAUGUCACCCAAUCAUACAAGGAUGCAAUAGAUCAAUUUCUUCAGAUAAUAGAUGGCAAUGAAUCAUUAAAAAGCUAUGCUGGUACCAUUCUUCAAAAGGCAAAUGGGGAUAUUAGUAUGGCUGUGGAUAUACAUUACCGUAAUAAUGAAGGCAGGUCUGAUGAGAAUGAAGUGGAGCUGGUGGUUGAUGCAAAAUCAGUUCAGUCCAAAUGUGGUAUAGAUAACUCUUCUUCUGUCCAAAAAAAAAUUGAAUUAGGGAAAAUAGGAGUGGUAGCUGAUUUGUCUGUACGGGGGUCAUUACCAGAUAACGUCGCUGCAACUUCUGUGUCACUACCACCAGAAAAAUACAAUCCUGUAGAUCAUGCAUGCUGGAGCAAUGGACAACAUGCUCCAUAUUUACAUCUUGCACGAACCUUUGACUUACUAGAGGAUGAAAAAGGCAAGAUAAAGGCUACUUCUAUGCUCUGCAAUAUGUUCAGAAGUUUGCUUGCCCUGUCUCCUGAUGAUGUGCUGCCUUCAGUUUAUUUGUGCACCAAUAAGAUAGCUGCAGACCACGAAAAUGUGGAACUGAACAUUGGUGGAAGUUUGGUCACAGCAGCACUGGAGGACGCAUGUGGGACAAGCAGAUCCAAAAUCAGGGAUAUGUACAAUGAAUUGGGAGAUCUUGGUGAUGUUGCUCAAGCAUGCCGGCAGACACAGACUUUGCUUGCCCCUCCUCCACCACUUCUAAUAAAAGAUGUAUUUUCUGCACUCCGGAAGAUAAGUGUACAAACAGGUACUGGAAGCAGUGCUCGAAAGAGAAGCCUGAUUGUGAAUCUCUUGCGUUCUUGCAGAGAGAAAGAGAUGAAGUUCCUUGUUAGAACUUUGGUUCGAAACUUACGUAUCGGAGCAAUGAUGAAAACUGUCCUACCUGCUCUGGCUCAAGCUGUUGUUCUGAAUUCCUUCCAUAGCUGUAAUCACGAAGGAACUAUAGAAAGUUUGAAGGACAAGCUUCAGCGCCAUUCAGCAGCUGUAGUAGAAGCAUACAAUGUACUGCCCAAUUUGGAUUUGGUCAUUCCUUCUCUCAUGAAAAGAGGCAUUGGAUUCUCCUCAUCAACUUUGUCAAUGGUUCCAGGAAUACCUAUCAAGCCAAUGCUUGCAAGAAUCACAAAUGGUGUUCAGCAAGCACUGAAGCUAUUUGAAAAUAAAGCUUUUACAUGUGAAUACAAAUAUGAUGGCCAGCGUGCACAAAUUCAUAAACUAGUUGAUGGGUCCAUGCAUGUUUUUACAAGAAAUGGGGAUGAGUCAACUUCGAGAUUUCCAGAUCUGAUUAAUAUAAUCAAUCAAUCUUGUAAACCCGAUGCAGUGACUUUCAUACUGGAUGCAGAGGUUGUUGGAGUUGAUAGGAAGAAUGGUUGCAAGCUAAUGUCCUUCCAAGAAUUAUCUUCACGUGGGAGAGGGAGCAGAGAUGCAUCAAUAACGUUGGAUAGCAUAAAGGUCAACAUUUGCGUCUUUGUCUUCGACAUCAUGUUUGCCAAUGGACAACAGUUGUUAAGCUUUCCUCUGCGGAGAAGGCGAAAGUAUUUGAAAGAGUUGUUCUACGAUGAGAAGUUGGGUUACUUUGAAUAUGCCAAGGAAAUGACAGUUGAGGCAGAGGAUGCUUGUUUAACCAGUGAAGCGACAUUAACCAAAAUAAACUCUUUCCUUGAAAAUGCAUUUGUUUCCUCUUGUGAAGGGAUUAUAGUUAAAUCUUUAGAUGUUGAUGCUGGAUAUUCUCCAUCAAAGCGUACAGAUACUUGGUUAAAGGUCAAGCGAGACUACAUGGAGGGAUUGGGCGAUACUCUUGAUUUAGUCCCAAUUGGAGCUUGGCAUGGAAACGGGAGAAAGGCAGGCUGGUACAGUCCAUUUCUCAUGGCAUGUUACAAUCCUGAAACUGAAGAAUUUCAAAGCGUCUGUCGUGUUAUGUCUGGGUUUUCAGAUUUAUUUUAUACAGAGAUGAAAAGUUUUUAUUCUGGGGACAAGAUCUUGGCCAAAAAACCUCCUUAUUAUAGAACAGCUGAGGUGCCUGAUUUGUGGUUUUCUCCUGAGCUUGUAUGGGAAAUAAGAGGUGCAGACUUUACAGUGUCUCCAGUUCACCAGGCUGCUUUAGGUCUAGUUCAUCCAUCACGUGGCAUUUCCAUUCGAUUCCCAAGAUACAUUCGCACUGUGACUGAUAGAAAACCAGAUGAAUGUAGCACAGCUUCUGAUUUAGCUGAAAUGUUUCAUUCUCAGACGAGGAAGAUGGAUGUGGCUUCUGAAGAUGGCAGCUGAGGAUCAAAAGAUUUUUGUGACUGUAAAUUUACUGCUUUCACUCCCAUGUUUUCUAAUGUUUUCUAAUGUACAUUUAGGGUAGGAAAGAAUGUGUUUCGAAUGUAUAACUUGAACAAUUUGGGAUUUCAUUAUCCCUUUUGUUCCUGGGCUUCUUUUGUAAAUAUAGCCUCGGGGUUUCUCCA